This is a messenger RNA of Propithecus coquereli (Coquerel's sifaka), 1700 nucleotides long. It is a transcript of the gene DOK7, whose product is annotated as docking protein 7. Lineage: Eukaryota; Metazoa; Chordata; Mammalia; Primates; Indriidae. The record is from RefSeq and is a predicted model, not a curated record. Gene Ontology annotation, biological process: neuromuscular junction development; positive regulation of protein tyrosine kinase activity. Bases 77 to 1579 code for a protein of 500 amino acids. Gene Ontology annotation, molecular function: protein kinase binding. The transcript has 7 exons.
AGCUAUUUUGAAAGUGACCCUGGGCUCGGGCGCGGGGCGGUGGCGAGGGCGCGGCGGGCGGGAACCAUGACCGAAGAUGACCGAGGCGGCGCUGGUGGAGGGCCAGGUCAAGCUGCGGGACGGCAAGAAGUGGAAGAGUAGGUGGCUGGUGCUGCGCAAGCCGUCGCCGGUGGCAGACUGCCUGCUCAUGCUGGUCUACAAGGACAAGUCGGAGCGUGCCAAGGGCCUCCGGGAGCGCAGCAGCCUGACCCUGGAGGACAUCUGUGGCCUGGAGCCCGGCCUGCCGUACGAGGGCCUGGCCCACACGCUGGCCAUCGUCUGCCUGUCCCAGGCCGUCAUGCUGGGCUUCGACAGCCGUGAGGCUAUGUGUGCCUGGGACGCCCGGAUCCGCUACGCACUCGGUGAGGUGCACAGGUUCCACGUGACGGUGGCGCCAGGCACCAAGCUGGAGAGCGGCCCGGCCACCCUGCACCUCUGCAAUGACGUCCUCGUCUUGGCGAGGGACGUCCCUCCAGCUGUCAUGGGGCAGUGGAAGCUGUCUGACCUCCGGCGCUACGGGGCCGUGCCAAAUGGAUUCAUCUUUGAAGGCGGGACCAGGUGUGGGUACUGGGCCGGAGUCUUCUUCCUGUCCUCCGCCGAAGGGGAGCACAUCAGCUUCCUGUUCGACUGUAUCGUCCGAGGCAUCUCCCCCACCAAGGGCCCCUUUGGGCUGCGACCGGUUCUCCCAGACCCGAGCCCCGGGGGGCCCUCGGCCUCGGAGGAGCGCGUGGCCCAGGAGGCCCUGGAAGCCCUGCAGCUGGAGAAGCGGCUCAGUCUCCUCCCGCCCACGGGCCGGCCGGGCAGUGCAGGGGACGACCGCAGCCUGUCCAGCUCAUCCUCGGAGGCCAGCCACUCGGACGUCAGCGCCAGCAGUCGGCUCACCGCAUGGCCGGAGCAGUCCUCGUCGCAGGAGGGAUCCGGGCUGGCUGCUGCCCAGGCCUCGGGGGAGGCUGCAUUGGGUGCCUUGAGGCCACCCCCAAAACUGCUUCAGCCGCGGCAGCUGCAGGAGGUCGGCCGCCAGAGCUCCUCGGACAGCGGCAUCGCCACAGGCAGCCACUCCUCCUACUCAGGCAGCUUCUCCUCCUACGCGGGCAGCAGCCUGGACGUGUGGCGGGCCGGUGAUGAGUUCGGCUCGCUGCUCAGCCUGCCGCCGGCGGCUGGGGCGCCAGAGCCCAGCCUGUGCGCCUGCCCUCCCGGGGUGGCUGAGUACCAGGUGCCCACAGCCCUGCGGCCUCACUACGACACGCCCCGCAGCCUGCGCCAGGCCCCCAGGGACCAGAGCCCGGCCUUGCAGGGUGGCCCUGACGACAGUGCAGCCGGGGACUCCGGCGGCCAGACGUCCACCGGGUGUCCUUCCGGCUGGUUGAGUGCGAGACGGCAGGGACAGGCGACAGAGGGCGCCCCAGGCAGCGAGGCUGCACUGCCCAGCCCAGCCCCCGCAGAGCUCUGGGGAGCAAGCGGCCCCCAUGCUGGGCCCCCUCCAGCUUUCUUUUCAGCAUGUCCGGUCUGUGGAGGACUCAAGGUAAACCCCCCUCCCUGAGAGCCGAAGAGCAGGCCCUGCUGCUAUAGAGGGGCUGGAUUUUGUCCCUCUGGAUGGGAGAGGAGGUGGUGCUGCCUCCUUGCAGAGAGGGUGCUCUGUGUGCUGAGGGACAGACCUGGGG